Molecule: messenger RNA, 527 nt
Organism: Danio aesculapii
Lineage: Eukaryota; Metazoa; Chordata; Actinopteri; Cypriniformes; Danionidae
Product: cytochrome c oxidase subunit 8A, mitochondrial
Exons: 2
Coding region: 61-291 (76 amino acids)
Biological process (GO): mitochondrial electron transport, cytochrome c to oxygen
Cellular component (GO): mitochondrion
Source: RefSeq, a predicted model, not a curated record
AUUCCGGUGUCACUUUCCUCUUCCUGGUCAUCAUUAUAUACUCGAUUUGAGAGCAGCAAGAUGUCUGGACUUCUGAGGGGAAUCGCUCGCGUCCGCGCCGUUCCGGUUCUACGGGGAUCCACGAUCACCCAGCGAGCCAACCUCGUUACGCGACCCGCGAAGGAGGCGCUGGGGCCCGUUGAGACAACAGCCGCUCUGGCCAUAUUCACUCUGGCCAUCCUGGGACCGGCCGGGUGGGUUCUGUCCAACCUGGAGAACUACAAGAAGAGGGACUCGGCCGGGUCUGAGUGAUCCAUCUGUCAUGGACUGAAAGCAGUUUGUCUGGUUUUAUCGCUUUUAACAUGUCGGGACCACCAUCGCACAGAUUUACCUGAACAACUUCUCUCCUGUGAGGCACCCAGCUACCUCUCCAUUCUUCCAGUUUGCUCCUUGUUGUCAACUGUUCAAUAACAUAGAAUAAUGGGUGCGUCAAUUCUCUUAACCUGAAGCUGUUACAUCUGAAAUAAACCAUUAUUUAAAUCUUACAA